Molecule: messenger RNA, 767 nt
Organism: Conger conger (European conger)
Lineage: Eukaryota; Metazoa; Chordata; Actinopteri; Anguilliformes; Congridae
Product: EKC/KEOPS complex subunit Lage3
Exons: 3
Coding region: 52-336 (94 amino acids)
Cellular component (GO): EKC/KEOPS complex
Source: RefSeq, a predicted model, not a curated record
UGCACCAAAAGGUGUUUAAUUCGCCAACAAAAACGAAAAGAAGAAAUCAACAUGGCGGUGCCCUGCAACGAAUGUGUUGGAAAACUGGAAUUCUCCCUGCUUGUCCCGUUCCCGUCGGCUCGAGAGGCUAACAUUGCGCUGCAGUCUCUGUUACCAGACCGUGAGCCACGCAAAGGCGGAAUCAGCAAGGAGCUGUCUGUUUCAGACAACGCUAUGUCUGUGAAGUGGACAGCAGACGAAGCUCGGAUCCUCCGUGUGUCUGUUGGGUCGUUUCUGGAUCACCUGGCCCUCGUUUUGGAAACCAUGGAGGAGUUUGGCCCCCCAGUUACCCUGUAACAUCCUCUCCGCAGUCUAGGGCAUAACUCCCUUACUGAGUACAGAGAGCCAAGUCAAACAGGACUGCUUUACAUUAUUGCGGGUCGUGUUUGUCAUGGCUCUACCUCUCUGACUGUAACCGAACGGAUGGUGAGGGAAAAGAAGGAUGGAACAGGAGGAAGAGGGAACAACCAACAUUUAAAAGGGGAGAGGUGAAUGUGGAGUAAGUGUAGUGGUCUCACACAGGCUGCUGGGAAGACUGACUCUUCCGCAGGAGUGCUGGAGGCACCAGAAUUUUCUAAACGGCUGAUUGAUUGUCCCCACCUGUGCAGUCUUCUUUAAACAGAAGGCACCUCUUAAACUCACUUUUUGUAAUUUUCUUUGAAUAAUAACUGGGUGUCAUUUUUGUUGGUAUGUAAAUAUAAUACAGAACAAUAUUUUAUACUGAAUAA